AUGCGAAUCAACAUUUUGUCCUUCGGGUUGGCCUUGAUCUGUCUCGGCACCGUAACGUCAACUUUGUCGGAUGCUAAAGCACCACGACAAUUACCAGCCAAGAAACGCCCUCGCGGAUGCGAUUGCUACACAAUAUCUGGGCCCGAUCCAGGAUACUUCCAGCAUUACAAAGUCUGGGACUUUCGGGCAGUGGAUCUAAAGAAACAUGCCAAUCUCAACCUAUCAGAGCCCAUCGAUUACGGCGACGAGGACUGGGAUGAUGAUGAUGAGGGUGAGGGCCAAGACCUAGACAAUGGCCAGCUCUCACCUGGAGCCCAUGAUUCCAAGGACCCGGACCCCAGAUCACUGGUGUUUUACAAAACCUCCUUUGAGAGAGACUGGAGCAGUCAGAACUGGGAACGCCGGGCCACCCCCAGAGCCCCGGUUCCCAUGGUAAAUUCGAAGCAUAACGUCUUUCUCACCCGGGACCAUGAGCAACGUGAUCCUCAUGCGACGUAUCUUGUUUUGCGCACCACCCGAUUUUCAGAAUACACCUCCACCGCGGAGAUUGAGACUCGCGUACACAACAUCUACCGGUGCUCGUUGCGUGUCCGGUUUCGUUUAUUACCGGCUGGCUCUAUCAUAUCGCAACCCCCUCAGCCUCAAGAAUGGCCGUCACGGGAUCCAAAAAGACAUCCCACCGUGCUCUCGAAUAAGACGAUUCCGAUUCCGCUGCGUGAUGGCAGGCCACUUAACGGUGCUUGUGCUGGCAUCUUCACUUACCAUGAUCAAACCUGCGAAUCAGACAUUGAAAUUCUAACGCGGGACCCAUCCCAUCGCGUGCACUAUGCCAAUCAGCCUGACUACGAUUUCACUCAUGAUCGAGAGGUCCCUGGUGCGAGUACCAUUGCCGAUGUACCUGUCCCAUGGACAACGUGGUCCACACAUCGCCUUGACUGGCUUUCGAACAUGUCGCGCUGGUAUGUCAACAAUCGGAUACAGGAUGCCAAAUCAUACAGAGUUCCCGAUAUGGGGAGCAUGAUUGUUAUCAAUCUCUGGAGUAACGGUGGACUCUGGACUGGCGACAUGAAAAUUGGCGAUAGUAUAUACAUGGGCAUCGAAUACAUCGAGCUGAUCUACAACCGUUCUUCUGAUGCUUCCAGGGGAUUUUACAUGUCUCCUUCGCAAAAUCAUGGUGGCCAUCAAAAGACUCCCCCCACAAACGAUUCUCUUGGCGAUGGGAAAUCAUUGGAGCUAGAUAGAAAUGACGAGAAGUGCAAACCAGGGAGGCAGGGCCGCGAAUGCAGGAGAAAGAAGUGGAGGAACAGGCCUCUUAAUGAAUUUUGUCGGAGACCAUGCAACAUUGAUGAACUUUGA
Penicillium vulpinum is the source of this 1356-nucleotide messenger RNA. RefSeq names its product glycoside hydrolase family 16 protein. The record is from RefSeq and is a predicted model, not a curated record. The transcript has a single exon. The coding region runs from base 1 to 1356 and encodes 451 amino acids. NCBI's taxonomy places the organism in Eukaryota, Fungi, Ascomycota, Eurotiomycetes, Eurotiales, Aspergillaceae.